GAUCUUAGUUCGAUCAAUCUCCAUCCUUCAGUCACUUCCGCAACAACGACAUGCAUAUAUAUAUAGUCUUGCCUGAGAAGAGGUUCUAGCUACUUCUACCUCCAAAACCUCAACAGCUAGCGAUGCAGCAGCAGAGGCGCCUCUCUGUUCUUCUCCUCCUGCUACUGCUUGGGCUGAUCACCACCCAGACCCAGACCCAGCAGCUUCCAGGACUAGUCACGGAGCCGCGCACAUGUGUCCCAAUCGUGUAUGGUGCGCCUUGUGUAGCUGAGGCUGCCCGGAGUCCGUCUCCGCCAUCUCCUCAUCUUGACCGUCCGGAGCACGGGCUGCCGACCACACCAACGCCAAUCGACCAUCAGCCGUUUCCGCCUCCGUCGCCACCGCUGCCGCCUCCAUCGCCACUGCUGCCGCCACCACUGUCGCCACCAUCGCGCUCUGCAGCCGCAGCACCGAGCCGUUUGUCACUGCUCCUCGCCAUCCUGCUUCUUACGGCCGCUACACUCCUUGCUGGCUGACCCUCUUACGUAUGUCACGUGAGCUUGAAAGAAAUAAGUAUGUUGCAGCCAGCCAUUUGAUUUCUUAUAAUGUUAUGUCCUGAAGUGCAGUUAUGUUAACCGCUGCGCCUUGCGGAACUCCUGUUAUUCACGUGAGCUUGAAAGAAAUAAGUACUGUAAUUCAGGUUGUAGAAUUUAUCUCUGCAAACUUUUUGUCGUAUGAUAAGUUGUCAAAAAGGAUCCCGAGGUUCCUGAGCUAAAUUAGGCAUGUAGUUCCUGGCUUGUUAAACUCAAAGUAUUCGUCCACUCGUGUGAUCCAUACGAGGACCGUGAUACGAAUCA
Messenger RNA from Triticum urartu, 836 nucleotides. Lineage: Eukaryota; Viridiplantae; Streptophyta; Magnoliopsida; Poales; Poaceae. The record is from RefSeq and is a predicted model, not a curated record.